Messenger RNA from Adineta ricciae, 687 nucleotides. The record is from the annotation of a GenBank genome assembly. NCBI's taxonomy places the organism in Eukaryota, Metazoa, Rotifera, Eurotatoria, Adinetida, Adinetidae.
AUGCCUGCUCUGUUAAACACUGUUACAGUUCCAACGGAAUACGUCCGUCAGCAAUAUCCAUCGGUGAAAGCUUAUUUAGAAGAUGAUUAUCUAGGUCAAGGAGUUCUGUGCAUUGCUGAAAGUCAACUGGUAUGGACGGCUGCAUCAAAUGACUCGGAACGACAAGGUAUAGCGAUUGAUUAUCCGUCAUUGACUAUGCAUGGUAUUGUCACUCAUGAUCCGAAGUAUCCCGAAGAACAUUUAGUUGUUGUUGUUCAAAAAUCAAACGACGACGACGAUGAUGAUGAAACAGAAAAUCCUCAAGAAAACGGUGAUAGUGCCCGAAGUGAAUCUCCAGUAGAAUUCGAUAGCAUCCGUACGGUUAACUAUCGAUUUGUCAUGGCUACCUCCGAAGAUUUGAAAGUAGCUUAUCAAACAAUCGCCGAGUGUCAAGCACUUCAUCCUGAUCCAUUGGAAGAUAUGGUCGAAGAUGAUGAAGUUGGUUCUGACAUUGAUUAUGGAGAAGAAGAAGAUGAGAGCAAUGAAAAUGGCAAUGGAAAUAAUGACGAUGAUCCUUAUGGAUACAAUGCUCAUUUUUCAGGUUCACAUCAGCAAACACGAGGCACACGAUUCGGUGGACACAGACGCGGCGAUCAUGCCGAUCAAGAUGACCACAACAAUAACAAUCCAACAGAAGAGAUGGAAUAG